AUGGACGCUUCCGAGUUGCACGACGCCAACAUGGUCGAUGAGACCGGCUCUGACACCCUCAACAUGAUGGAUGAUGUCGACAUCGAGACGACGCCCAAGACCGAAGAGGAGUACGCCCAGUCGAUCCUGACUCUCCGCGCCAUCGUUUCUUCCAAGGAGGCCGGCAUCAUCAUCGGCAAGGCUGGCAAGAACGUCGCCGAUCUGCGUGAUGAGACUGGUGUCAAGGCCGGUGUCAGCAAGGUCGUCCCCGGUGUUCACGAUCGCGUUCUGACCGUGACCGGUGCUCUGAACGGUACCGCCCGCGCCUACGCUCUGGUGGCCAAGGGCCUGCUCGAGGGCGCCCCGCAGAUGGGUAUGGGUGGCGUUGUGUCCAACAAUGGAACCCACCCCGUGCGACUUUUGAUCUCUCACAACCAGAUGGGCACCAUCAUCGGACGCCAAGGCCUGAAGAUCAAGCACAUCCAGGACGCGUCGGGCGUACGCAUGGUCGCGCAGAAGGAAAUGCUCCCCCAGUCGACCGAGCGGAUCGUCGAAGUGCAAGGAACCCCCGAGGGAAUCGAGAAGGCCGUCUGGGAGAUCGGAAAGUGCCUCAUCGACGACUGGCAACGCGGCACCGGCACCAUCCUGUACAACCCCGCCGUCCGCGCCUCCGUCGGUACCAGCACCAGCCCCGUCCAGCAGAACGUCGGCAAUGGCUACAACAGCCGCCCCUACAACCGCACCGGCAAUGGUGCUGACUUCAGCGACCAGUCCGGCGGCGGUGGUUACGGCAGACGGUCCAACCCCGACACCAGCAACCGUGGCUACCCGCUCGUCACCGAGGACGGCGAGGAGAUCCAGACACAGAACAUCAGCAUCCCGGCGGACAUGGUCGGAUGCAUCAUCGGCCGCGGUGGAACCAAGAUCACCGAGAUCCGCAGGAGCUCUGGAGCUCGGAUCUCCAUCGCCAAGGCCCCCCACGACGAGACGGGCGAGCGCAUGUUCACCAUCAUGGGCAGCGCUGGGGCCAACGAGAAGGCUCUGUACCUUCUGUACGAGAACCUCGAGGCCGAGAAGACCCGCCGCAGUCAGCUCCCUCAGGAGUAA
This is a messenger RNA of Aspergillus heteromorphus CBS 117.55, 1086 nucleotides long. RefSeq names its product KH domain-containing protein. The record is from RefSeq and is a predicted model, not a curated record. Bases 1 to 1086 code for a protein of 361 amino acids. Lineage: Eukaryota; Fungi; Ascomycota; Eurotiomycetes; Eurotiales; Aspergillaceae. Gene Ontology annotation, biological process: 3'-UTR-mediated mRNA stabilization. The transcript has 2 exons. Gene Ontology annotation, cellular component: nucleus; cytoplasm. Gene Ontology annotation, molecular function: mRNA 3'-UTR AU-rich region binding.